AUUUUAGAUUUUAAAAAAUUGGGUUUUGGCUUAGGCUCCAAGACAUCUCUCUAUCUCCCUAUAUAAUCAUCAAAGCUCCCUCCUUUCACAGCAAACUCUUCAUUAACCAAUUCAACAACAAACAAAGCUAGAAAGAAAGAGAGACAGAGAGAUGGGAGGAGGAACAGAAGCUUUCCCAGAUUUAGGACGCCAUUGCGAAUUCUCCGAUUGCCGCCAACUCGAUUUUCUCCCCUUCAAAUGCGACGCUUGCCGUCACGUUUUCUGUGUAGACCACAGAUCAUAUAUAUCCCACGCCUGCCUAAAAUCCGACCGCCAUAGCCGAAAGGUAUUGGUGUGCGACGCAUGUUCGAUGUCAAUCGAGACCACCGGCUGCGGCGGCGAAGACGAGGAGAAGGCCAUAUUGCAGAGGCACCAGAAAUUAGGGCACUGUGAUCCCGCGAAGAAGAAGAAACCUACGUGCCCCGUGAGGCGGUGUAAGGAACCUUUAACCUUCUCAAAUACCACCGUCUGUAAGGGCUGCCAGAUUCCGGUAUGCUUAAAACACCGUUUUCCGGCGGAUCACGCUUGCAAAGGCAGAGCCACUUCAUCUCCGGCGCCGGCGCCGCUCAGGGGCGCCACCAAUAACAAGUUUCUGGUUGCGUUCGCUGCAAGGAACGAGAAAGAUUGUGGGAACAAGAGCCGGGAGUCUACGUCUUCUCCAACUACCAUACCUUCUGUUAAAGCUUUUUGAAAAAUUUAAUCUUUCUUUCAUUCCAACAUGUCACCAUUAUCAUCUGUAACCGUGGGAAUUGAAAUAAAAAGACUAAAAUACCUUAAUAAUAGUAAUAAUCAUCAUAGUCAUCCA
Ipomoea triloba (trilobed morning glory) is the source of this 844-nucleotide messenger RNA. RefSeq names its product zinc finger AN1 domain-containing stress-associated protein 12. The record is from RefSeq and is a predicted model, not a curated record. Gene Ontology annotation, cellular component: cytoplasm. The transcript has a single exon. The coding region runs from base 152 to 730 and encodes 192 amino acids. Gene Ontology annotation, molecular function: zinc ion binding. NCBI's taxonomy places the organism in Eukaryota, Viridiplantae, Streptophyta, Magnoliopsida, Solanales, Convolvulaceae.